GUUUGGUUGUGUUCGGUUAAAAAAAAUGGUGGAACGUUAUCUUUGCUUGAUGCUGAGUGGAAAGAUUCAUGGCAUUGACCUGAGCAAAUUGGUACCCAUAGACGAAGAGGUCGAGGUCGUGGAAGAUCACUACUACUCAGAGGAGUAUUGGGAAUGGAGCAGACCGCCGCCUCCUCCACUACCACCACCUUCGUCCUUCGAUUUCACAAUAGAUCUUCCAUCUUGGGACAUGCAAUUAUUCUCUUUGGAUUCUAAGAUUUUUUUAGUUGGUGGCUCCGACGACAACAACCAACCUUGCUACCAAAUCUACGAAUUUCAAUGCCAUGUCGCUGCCGCCGCCGCCGCCGACGACGGCGGGAAUAAAAAGACAGAGUUAAAUCCGUGCGAGUCAAUUUCAAAAGUGCCGGCAUACAUUGACUUUUAUAAUUCCCAUAUUGCUUGCGUUUCCGGUGAAGCUUACUUUCUUAUAUUCAACGACGAAGAAUGGUGUUUUUGGAUUCUCCGGGGUUGUGGCGGCGAGUGGGAACGCUUGCCGCUUAAUACUCUCCUCGAGACUCAAGAUUCCUUGCGCGUUUACCAUGGUUGCCAGAUUCAAAGGUCACAAUGGCUCUAUUCCGACAAAAGGCUAUUUCUUCCUUCCUGGGUUCAAGAUUAUAAUAAUUCCGAACAAGUUUUGUGUUGUUUCGACCUACAAACUCGGCAAUGGACAAUGGAAGAAUUUGACUGCUUCACUUCUUUCCAUUUAUGUUUAAACGAUGAAGAUGGACGGCCAUUACUGCCCUGUCUAUUAGUGUCCACUGUUACAGGUCUUGAAGACUACACGAACUAUAGUGUGAUGCUUUCAUACUCACUCUCAAAGUCGAAAAGAGAUGCAUGUUUCACUGCUGAAAAUUAUCCAUCACGAAUACUCGCGAUAACAAAGAUAUUUGCUAUGUUGGUAAAUCGAAAUGGAGUCUGUGUCUAUCAAAGAAUCAGUACUUGUCUUUUAUUUAAGAAAAUCAAACCCUACUUUACGAGUGUAAAAGAAAUUUUCUUCGUUGAUCUUGGCGAAGGCAAAACCUGUGCCAUGCUCUUUGGCUUUGCACUUCAAGAUGGAACCAAGAAAGUCAAAAACAUCGUCCUUUGCGUUUCGAUCUUUACUCUUAGCUUAAAGGAUGAGUUCGACAUCACUACUGCUAAUCAUGUUGAAUCCUGGAAUCAGGAGCAAAGAUUCUUAUCUGUUCGUGUUCUGAGCAGUCAUGUCUACACCAUUAAAGAGAACUUGGAAGCCAUGGAUUAUGAUGUUGACAUUCAACAAGUCUUUGUUUGUCCCCCACCAUGAAGAAAU
Messenger RNA from Arachis stenosperma, 1327 nucleotides. RefSeq lists its product as uncharacterized. The coding region runs from base 26 to 1321 and encodes 431 amino acids. The record is from RefSeq and is a predicted model, not a curated record. Lineage: Eukaryota; Viridiplantae; Streptophyta; Magnoliopsida; Fabales; Fabaceae. The transcript has 2 exons.